AUGGAGAGUAUUGUGGUGGAGGAGAAUCAUUGUAUGAGCAAUGUUAAUACUUUCUCCAAGUCAGAUGGGCUGUUUAUUCAGAUUAACUUGAUAUCUAUAGAUCUUGUUAGUGCUAACGAUAAGAGUGAUGCUGAUAUUCAUAUUGACAUGGAACAUUCCUAUGAAGAAACUAGAAUGAACAUAAGUACAGAUGAUACUUUGGUAGAAGAUGGAUUCAAUAAUUGUGAUAUACCUCAAGAAAUCCAAGAAUCAGAAAAUGAGAGUGAUUGUGAAGAAUUUCCAAGAAAAUUUACUGAACCUUGGAAUUUUGGCUCGCCUUCUUAUGUAUGCGUGCAUUGUGGAUCAAUUUUAUGGUAUGAAGAGAGAACAGUCAAAUCUAAGAGGCCUAGGAACCCAAAAUUUUCUCUCUGUUGUAUGGAGGGUAAGGUUAAGUUACCUUUGCUUAGGAAAGCACCUCCUCUUAUAGAUGACCUUUUAGAUCCUGUUGGUAGUGAUCGAUCUAAAACGUUCAGAACUCUAAUCAGAACUUAUAAUGCAAUGUUUGCAAUGACAUCUAUGGGUGGUAAAGUAGAUACUAGAAUUAACGAUGGAAGACACCCUUACAUUUUUAAACUUAAUGGCCAAAACCAUCAUAGAAUUGGAACUCUUCUUCCUAAUGAUGGUCAGGAUCCACAAUUUGCACAAUUAUAUUUCUAUGAUACUGAAAAUGAAGUUCAACAUAGAAUGAACGUCUUUAGCAAUGGUCAAAUUAAUAGUGACCUUGAUCCAUCUAUUGUUAAAGCAUUGGUCCAAAUGUUUGAUGAAUCAAAUACUUUGGUGAAGAUAUUUCGGAUGUCUAGAGACCGUUUCAUUAAUACUGAUGUUCACCAGUUAAGAUUACGUCUUAUUGGCUCCCGAACUACAGAUGGAAGAGAAUAUAACCUGCCUACAUGUUCAGAAAUUGCAGCAAUUAUCGUUGGUGAUAUUGGUGCUGAAAAUGCACAUCGCGAUAUUAUUGUUGAAUUAAAAGAUGGAGGAUUACAACGUAUUAAUGUGUUGCAUCCUUCAUACAUGGCAUUACAAUAUCCCCUUUUGUUCCCAUAUGGUGAGGAUGGUUUUAGACUCGGCAUUUUGUAUAGUAAUGUAGAUGGAAUCAGAACUGAUACAACUGAUUCUGUUACAAUGAGAGAAUACUAUGCAUAUCGAUUGCAAGAACGUGAACAUGAGGGACAUACACUGAUAUAUGGUGGUAGAUUGUUUCAACAAUUUAAUGUAGAUGCCUACACAUGUAUAGAAGAAAUCAGGCUUAUGUGGGUAAAAGAGAACCAAGACAAAUUAAGGAUAGAAUUGUAUAAAGGAUUGAAAGAUGCAGUUAUGAGAGGAGAUACCACCCCUGCAUCUUCAGGCAAAAGAUUUGUUCUACCUUCAAGUUUCACUGGAAGUCCAAGGUAUAUGAUUGAAAACUAUCAAGAUGCAAUGGCGAUCUGUAGAUGGGCAGGUUAUCCGGACCUUUUUAUUACCUUCACAUGCAACACAAAAUGGCCAGAAAUUGAUCUUUUCCUAUCUAGGAAACCUGGACAGAAAGUAGAAGAUCGGCCUGAUGUGGUUGCAAGAGUGUUCAAGAUAAAGCUUGAUCAACUCUUAAAUGAUUUAAAGCAUGGCCAACACUUUGGGAAAGUAAUUGCAGUUGUCUACACUGUUGAAUAUCAAAAAAGAGGGUUACCUCAUGCACACAUUUUACUUUUUCUACAUCAUGAUGACAAGCAUCCUACAGCAGCAGAAAUUGAUAGAAUAAUUUCAGCAGAAAUUCCAGAUUUCAAUGAAGAACCUUUACUUUAUGAAGCUGUCAAACAAUAUAUGGUCCAUGGUCCUUGCGGUUCUAUUAAUUCAAGGGCAAGCUGUAUGAUUGAAAACAGAUGUACAAAACACUUCCCUAAAAAAUUUUGUUCGCAAACAACUGUUGAUGAAGAUGGUUUCCCAGUAUAUAGAAGAAGGAAUAAUGGAAGAUUCGUUGAAAGAAAUCAGGUCAGACUUGAUAAUCGAUUUAUAGUUCCACAUAAUAUUGAUCUGUUGGUGAAAUUUCAAGCACACAUAAAUGUCGAGUGGUGUAAUCGUUCAAGAUCUAUAAAGUAUUUAUUUAAAUAUAUAACAAAAGGGCCUGAUCGUGCAACUUUGAUUCUUGAAGAAAAUUUACAUGUUGAUUCUUCUACUGGAAUGCAACAUAUGACAGAUACUGAUGAAGUUAAGACAUAUUUAAAUUGUAGAUAUGUGUCUGCCAUAGAGGCAUGUUGGAGGAUAUUUGAAUUUGCAAUUCACCAUCGAGAGCCUGCUGUUCGAAGACUCAGUUUUCACAAUGAGGACGAACAACCAGUUGUUUUUGAAGAUACUGAUUAUUUAAAUAAUGUUGUGGACAAGCCAGAUAUCGGAAAAAGCAAAUUUACAGAAUGGAUGAAAGCGAAUGCAUUGUAUGAAGAAGCAAGGGAAUUGACUUAUUCUGAAUUUCCUACUAAAUGGGUUUGGCAUAGAAAAGACAAAGAAUGGAAAUUGAGAAAAUCUGGAAGAUGUAUUGGGCGUAUAUAUUAUGCUCAUCCUGCAAGUGGAGAACGGUUUUAUUUGCGGAUGCUACUUAAUGUUAUUAAAGGAGCUAGAUCAUUUAAGGAAAUACGAACUAUAAAUAAUAUUGUAUAUCCAACUUUCAGAUCAACAUGUUAUGCACUUGGUUUGCUUGAUGAUGAUAAAGAGUGGCACGAAGCUUUGAAUCAUGCAUCGUAUUGGGCUUCAGGAAAACAACUACGAGAACUUUUUGUCACAAUGUUGAUUUUUUGUGAGGUUGCAGAUCCAUAUAAAUUAUGGAUUUCAAAUUGGCAGUUGUUAUCUGAGGACAUUUUGCAUCGUCAAAGAACAGUUUUACGAUAUGACAACCUACAUCUUGAUGACUCUCAAUUACAGAACUACGCACUAUGUGAAAUUGAACAGAUUUUGGUAAAGAGUGGCAGAUCUUUGCAUGAAUUUGAGUCAAUACCAUAUCCAAAUACAUUACUUCUCAGACAAAGUAACAAUAGAGUAUUACAAGAAGAAUUGGAUUAUGAUAGAAACUCUUUGGCAGCAGAACAUAUUAAACUUUUUUCUGCUCUUAAUACUGAUCAAAGAAAGGUAUAUGAUGAAGUAAUUUAUUCUGUUUCAGAAAAUAAAGGUGGCUUCUUUUUUGUUUAUGGACAUGGAGGAACUGGAAAGACUUAUCUUUGGAAAACCAUUAUAUGCCGAUUGCGCUCAGAAGGGAAGAUAGUUAUUGCAAUUGCAACAUCUGGAAUUGCUGCAUUAUUGUUGCCUGGAGGGAGAACAGCUCAUUCAAGAUUUCAAAUACCAAUAAAUAACUUAUGA
Molecule: messenger RNA, 3360 nt
Organism: Quercus robur (English oak)
Lineage: Eukaryota; Viridiplantae; Streptophyta; Magnoliopsida; Fagales; Fagaceae
Exons: 5
Coding region: 1-3360 (1119 amino acids)
Biological process (GO): DNA repair; telomere maintenance
Molecular function (GO): DNA helicase activity
Source: RefSeq, a predicted model, not a curated record